AUGCCCCCGACGCAGACGCCCCCGGUUCAUGUAAUCGUCAAGCUUCCAUACAACAGACCAGAAGGUACUGUAGAUCCACCCGUGGUAAUAUGGACUGCAGACAAGGAAGCCAUGCUCUGGGAUAUAAUCUCGCGAUAUCGAGGAUCAGAUUCUAGUGGGAUAGAUUGGCCCGGGCUUUCUGCCCACCUCGAAGUUCCACUACCAUUUCUCAUGUAUCGAGCGCAAGUCAGAUACGAAGAAGACCUACGUGGACUACAAGGAAACUUGGGAGCCUCUAUCCUUCCUACUCCCGGGACACCCAGGCCGACCAUCCAAACGAAGCUGCCAGACAAGAAACCCAACUCCUUGAGCCUGCGGAGUCCUCUGCUGGGUCUUCGAACCUCGCAACCCGCACCCUUAUCCAGAGGUUCCACUCCUGCCGGCACUCCACGGAACAGGCUAGCGACUCUCCACAAGUCUCCCUUGGGGCUUCAAGGUUCCCAGAUGUCUCCAUUGUUGACAUCUAACUCUGCCUUGCUUGAUCGGCCGGCGUCGACGCGACCACUACCUAGUUCCCCUCUUACCAUUCGGCGACCUCCUACCCCUCCAUCUCCACAAUCACCAGCCUCUUCAUCAAGUGAGAAUAACGACUCAGAGAGAGAAAAAGAGGAGAAUCGACAGCAAGUGGACAGACAACUGAAACAGCUUGAGAAGAUGAUGUCUAGUCAACUCCUCGGCUUCGCUCGACCAAAGACAGACGGGAAAAACAAAGAGAAAUUGACAUUAAGUAUGGUCAGAGAGAGUCAAAGGUCCGAGGACAGAACGUCAUCUGCUUCUAGUUCAAUCCCAUCCAUCCCCUCACCUCCUCCCGAUAAACGCGCCGGUGCCUUUGCGCUUUCAUCAACUCCAAGAGGUAUACCCCGUAAUACGGCUCCAGCUGGAAACACACAGGUUGCCCGGUCUCCGCCUCACUCGCCAUCCAACCAGGUCUUACGAAACAAGAUGCUCGGAAAACACACAGAUCGAGUGAGCAACCAGGGUUCGAGUGCGUCCAGCUUUAGUGAUAUCAGUGACGCCAGCGUAUCAACGUCUGCACUUGAGGACGCCUUGACAUCCAAUUUUCGCCAAGGCAGUACUUCGAGGCUAUCCUCGUUCGCCCGAGGCUAUAGCAGACCUGGGCCUGCGCCAUAG
This is a messenger RNA of Serendipita indica DSM 11827, 1170 nucleotides long. The record is from the annotation of a GenBank genome assembly. NCBI's taxonomy places the organism in Eukaryota, Fungi, Basidiomycota, Agaricomycetes, Sebacinales, Serendipitaceae.